Molecule: messenger RNA, 741 nt
Organism: Vicia faba (fava bean)
Lineage: Eukaryota; Viridiplantae; Streptophyta; Magnoliopsida; Fabales; Fabaceae
Source: the annotation of a GenBank genome assembly
AUGGAUGAGGACAUUCUGAAAUCUUUGGAAAGUGAUGAAAGCAGUAUGGACAUGAUGACAAUGAUGAUGCAAAUGGAAAAGUUUCCUGAUUUCCAUGAGCCUUUUUAUAGCAACAACAACAACAAUCUCAAUCUCAAUCUCAAUAACACCGAAAAUGAGUUCCCUUAUGGAAACUCAAAUGUAACCUAUCAUCAACCACUCUCUUAUCCUCAACAACCAAUGACAAUGACUCCAUCCCUUCAACACAACGGAGUUCAAAUACCAUCCGGAAGAAUCAACAACGCUUCGUACUCCUCUUACUCCGAUAAGAAGAACUCAAUGGCUGCGAUGAGAGAGAUGAUAUUCCGUAUGGCGGUUAUGCAACCCAUUAAUAUAGACCCAGAAACAAUCAAACCACCAAAGAGAAAGAACGUGAAGAUUUCAAAGGAUCCACAAAGUGUAGCAGCGAGACACAGAAGAGAAAGAAUUAGCGAGAGAAUAAGAAUCUUGCAGAGAUUAGUCCCUGGUGGAACAAAAAUGGACACUGCUUCAAUGUUAGAUGAAGCAAUACAUUAUGUGAAGUUCUUGAAGAAACAAGUUCAAACAUUGGAACAAGUUGGAGCAAAUAGACCUAUGAAUGUUGUUGGGUUUCCAGGAAUGGUUACUAAUGGAAAUUUGAACUACUCUUCUUUUCUUAGAGGUUGUUCAACUUCAUCACCUUGUCAAAGGGUGGGUCUCACUUCCAAACAAAUGCUUAGUUGA